Stegodyphus dumicola is the source of this 10103-nucleotide messenger RNA. Its product is annotated as RING finger protein 11-like. Gene Ontology annotation, biological process: ubiquitin-dependent protein catabolic process. Gene Ontology annotation, molecular function: ubiquitin protein ligase activity. Gene Ontology annotation, cellular component: ubiquitin ligase complex. NCBI's taxonomy places the organism in Eukaryota, Metazoa, Arthropoda, Arachnida, Araneae, Eresidae. The record is from RefSeq and is a predicted model, not a curated record.
AUGGAGGAACAGCUGGUGGCAGCCUUUGCUGCAUUUAAAGAAGAAAUGCAAGGGGCUGUCAACUCUAAGAGAUGGAAGGCUAUCAAGUCAGUCCGAGAAAAGAUUGAAGCAGGUCAAGAGGAAAUCAAAAGAGAAAUUGUUGUCAUAAUAGAAAACAGAAUUGAAGCUACAGAAUUCAGAAUGGACUUGUUGAAGAUAGGAGUUGGAGAAACUAGAGUUUCUUCUGCCAAAGAAAUUCAUAGCAACAGCAGGAAGCAAUUACAAGGUGGUAAUGCAAAUGGAUGGGAUUCUCAAGUCAAGGCCUGCCAUUUCACUGCUUCUCUGAGAGCAGAUGCAUCCGAUAUCCUUCAGACUCUGCUGAAAACCAGAGAAUUUAUUUUUCAGGAGUCAGUAUCUGUUCCUGUAUACUAUCCAUCACCCAAUGUUAGUCGUCCAGCUUCUCAAUUGACUGAGGAAGAACAGAUAAAAAUAGCUCAAAGAAUUGGACUCAUACAGCACCUUCCUACAGGAAAAUAUGAUGGAAGCAAGAAAAACCGAGAGUGUGUUAUUUGUAUGGGAGAAUUUAUGAUAGGAGAUCCUAUACGGUUUCUACCUUGUAUGCAUAUCUAUCACACAGACUGCAUUGAUGAUUGGCUCAUGAGAUCUUUCACAUGUCCUUCCUGCAUGGAACCAGUAGAUGCAGCCCUUUUAACUACAUACCAAACAAACUGAGCUUCUGCAUUUAAAUCUAUAAAGGAGAAUUAAUAAGAGAAAAUAAUGUAUAUCUUCCUGUGAUGGUAUACAGCCAGGUUUGGGGUUAAAAGUGGUUAAAGUAUAUCAUGUGUACUUUUAAUGAAGUAAAUGCUUCUUUUAUUUUUUUUUUGUUGUUCAACUUAAUCGUAAGCAAGGAUUUUUUUAUUGCUUAGGAAGAUUAGAAUUUUUUAAGCAAGCGUAUAUGUUUUGGUAAACAAAGUGAUAUUCAAUUUAUGCAAAAGGUGGGAGAAUUAAAAUUGCUUUUGUUCCAUUUUUAUUCUAAAAUUAAAAUUCAUUUUGCUGUUGAUUUUUUUAUUUAAAUGGAUAUAGAGUUCUUCCAAUAUUUAAUAAUCUCUUUUAUGUGUAUAUAUGUGUGUUAAAAUAAAAAUAUUAGAUAUUCUUUGAAAGUAACAUUUCUGGAAUUUAAAAUAAAAUUGUGACAGUAACUUUGCAAUAAAGUUAAUUCACUGUCCUAGUGUGAUACUGGCAUUUUAUAAAAAUAAAAUUCUUGCAUGUAGCAAAAGUUAAUUUUAUAUUGUAAAAUAUAAAACCUUUUGUAAGUUUUCAUUAAGAAACUGAAUAUUUUUGGUAUAAUUUUGUAAACUAGAAUGUUUCAGCUCUGAUUUGUUAUACAUACCUAAUAUAUAUUUUGUUUGUUUAUAAUUUUUAUUAUUCUGAAUUUUUUGCAAUUCUGAAAAUUUCUGCAAUGUUUAAAUUCAUUGUAGCAUAAAUGUAUCAUAUGUAUAAUAUAAAGAAGUAAUUUUAAAAACUUUUGUAGUAGAUUUUGAAAUUUAUUGUUUUAAAUAAUGUACAAAAAUGUAUUAUAAAGCCAUUGCAUUAUUUGUCAAAAGUGCUCUUUUCACAUUAUGCAAUACAUGUAAGAGUACAGAAAUCACAGGAAGUUAAUUUUCUCAUUUGUGAAGACGGACAGAGAAAUGUGAAAAAGGAAGAGAAAUUUCUUAUGUAUAUGAAUUUUAACCUAAUGCAAUUGUGAUUAAUUUUACCUCACUCUAGUGAAUGUUAUUGUAGAGUUUCAAAGCAAACAAAAGCCCAUAUUAAUUUUAUUAAAUUUUUCUUAAUUUUUUAUUACCUGUCCUUUAAUUCUUAUUCCAGUGCAGUAUUAUUAAUUUUUACAAAAAUUAAUAUUUUUGUACUUGAAGUUCAACUUUUUUUUUUAAAAAAAAAUUUUGAGCAAUAUGUAUAAAAUGGCAUAUGAAAAUUAUAUAUUCAGAUCAUUAUUAAAAGUUUUAAUUUUGUUUAAUGGUGAUUAUUUUCGGUCAUUGUUGAAUUUAAUGCAGUGGAACUUCAAUUACUUGAAACUUAUCCUGAUCAUGUGUUCGUUCUAUCAAAAGUAAAAUUAAUGUUAUUUGGUGUUUAAUUAUUAUUUAUUUUUUUAUUUAUUAUUUAUUAAUUUAUGCCAGAGAUUCUGAAUUUUACUGAGGCAUUGUCUCAGAGAAUAAUUUAAAGGUAGUAGAAAACUGGUAUUUUUAUUAAAAUUUUUAGUAUGUGUUUAACUUGUAUAAUAUAUAAAGCAAAUGUAAAAAUAAAAGUAGUUAAAAAAAAAAAACAAUGGUAUGGGAUUUAGAAAACAUUCCAGAUUUUAUAUCUGAUAUUCAUCUCAUGUAAUAGGUGAGUGUGAAUACUGUUACACAAUUUAUCUAAACUUGAUUUUGUAACUUUUGUUUAAAUUUGAUUGAAAAAUAUUAAAUUUUCCAUUAAAUAAAUCUUUCAGUAUUAUAUUUCAUUAAAAUAAAUUAAUUUUAUAACAAGCUACCCUUUUUUAAAUCUUCUAGCAUUAUACUCAUUUCCAUUAAGUAAAUUUAAUUAAAAUUUUUUUUUAAUUAUUAUUUCCUCAGCAAUUACUCAUCCUCCCCUCUCCAAUAUAACAUAAUAUUUUCACAUUAUUUAUAUAAAAAUUUCAUCUUGUUCCAGACCCCUUUUAGACCAUCUGCAACCCUCCUUUACUUUUAAGAAAGUAAUGCAUGUAUAAUAUAGCUGAUGGUACAAAUGUGUGUAUUAAAAUAUGAAACGUAAAUGUCAAAAGAAAUGCUUAAAUUUAAUUUUGGUUAAGCAAUAUUUAUGUUUGUUUUUGUCUUUGUUGCAGAAAAAGCUCAACUUGAUUUUUGAAAUAUCUAGGUGGGAAGUGAUUCUCAUGUUUCAUAUAUUUGGAGUUGUAAUUUGCUACUGUAAAUGUAUUUAACUUAAUAUAUUUUUAUGGGGCCUGUUAGCUGUUGUAAUUAAUAUAUUACUUUCUUUAUAAAGGCAAGGAAAUGUUACAAAUUCAAGAUAUGGAAAUGUUGUGUAUCAUGUUGCAGCACUUAAAAUGAUUAAGUAAUGAUAUGAUGAGUUCAUGAAUGCAAGAACCCAUGUUCAAUGUUAAUCUAUAGUAAAAAGUUCUGAUAAUAUUUUUCAUGGGGUCUUACUUAACAUUAAUAUUCAAUGGCAUAUGGUGAUUUUUGAAGUUUUCUGCUGUAUCUUGGUAUGUAUGAAAUGAAAUUGUUAACAUUCAUAAAAUAGAUGCAUGCAUUUAGCAGAGUUACAUUUGUUUUAAUUAUAUUUUUAAAUUGCAUUUAAAACAAAAAUUAAUUUUGUAUCAAGUCAGAACUUAUCACAUUAAUAGAAUUAAUGCAUAGAUUAAUUAAAAAAAUAACUGUAUUGUUUGGAAAAUUUUAAAAUUGAUAAAAAGAAUUAUUUAAAUUUUUUAAAGCUUUAAAAUGAUUAAGAUUUGUUUUUAGUAUUAAAAGCAACUUUUUUAGUAUUGAACACAAGCUUCAUAAAAUGAAAAGUCUUUACAUGUAUAUUGUGAAUUCUAUCCAGAUCUUUGCAAGAUGCGUUUUGAAUAGUCAUCCUUUUAUUUUAUGCUGAUGCAUAAAGGAAUGUUAUUCAUUGUAGCAAUGCAUGUGUGUGAUUGUAUUGUGUCAUUAAAAUUUAUUAAUUUCUCUUUCUUAGUCAUGAUUUUCAUGCUUGCAUUGUGUAUUAACUUUGUGUAUAAUUGUGUAGAUGUAUUAUUACUAUUAUUCAACAAUUACAAUAUUAUUACUCAACAAGAUGAUAUAUUUUAACAUAUCAUAAUGAUUUUGAACGAAUUCAAAUUGAUAACUGAGUAUGUAUCUGCAUAAGUUUUAUGUUUUCUUAUGUUUAGAGUAAAAACAUUUUCUUUAGAUUGUGAUGUGAAAUUUUCAAUUAAAAUUUUAUGACCUAAAUCACAAAAUAUAGUUUUCAUUCAAGUCAGGUAUAGGAAUUUUGUUGUGCAUGUAUGGGUUGGGGGGAAUGCUGGAUGUUUUUGUAUCUUUUAAUAUUGCUAUUAAGAGAUAUAUUUCCAUUUAGUUGUUGAAGCUUUUGCCACUGAGUUCAUGUUCCAUCUUUCCUAUGCGUUAUGUUUUCAUAGAAAAUAAACUUCAAUUUAAUAACUUCUGAAACUGUUGAGAAAAAUGUUUUUAAUGUUGUAAAUACUUCUACCCUUGGGGUUAGAGACAUGAUUAAAAUUGUAAUAAGUUCUGAAUUCAUUGUUUUGAAGAUUUAUCAUUAUCUUUCUGUUGUGUCCUUUGUUUAACUACUGUGUUUGCUGCUUGCUGUAUGUCACUUUUCACUUUCAGUAGAUUUUAAAUGAACCAUUCUUUCAUUAUACUGAAUUGUGUUAUUUAUCUUUUACAUUUUAUGUGAUAUUUUGUAGUAAUCUCAGAAUUUUUUUAUAUACAUUGUUUCUUAUUCACAGUGUAGAACUUCUUUGUUUUAUCGUUUUCCUGUCUUUUAGUUUUAAAUUCUUCUUGUUUUAAAAGAAAAAUAUAAUAAUAUUAUUUUAUUUGAAAUGUAUACUUUAAAAAAAAUUCUAACUAUUUAAAAAUAGUUUUGUUUUUAAUCUUGGUGUAUCAGCCUCUGUGAUAUUCUCAAGAUUAUCUGAAAAUUAAAAUUAGAUGGGGAAAAAUUGUGUUAAAAUUUCAAUUAGUUCUGCCAGAUUUUAAAUUAUAAUUUUUUCAAACAUGAAACUUACAGAAACUGUUUAUUCACACAAUGUUUAUAUAUAUAUAUAUAUAUAUAUAUAUAUAUGUAAUAAUAUUUAUAAAGCCACCUGCUCUCUUUGGGUCAUAUGACAUAUUAUUUUUUAUCUUUAAAAUGAUUUCUUGGGGGGGGGGUUCUUAAAUUCAUUUUCUACUUCUAAAAAAUUCUUGUAUCUGAAAAAUCUUUUGAGUAUUAAAAAAAAAAAAAAAAAAAUUCCUUCCUUUAAGUGGCUUUAGUUUACCUGUUGUUAUCUAUAAUUUUGCUAGUAUCCAGCACAUGAUAUUACUUAUUUUAGUAGAUGAUUUUUAAAAAGAAAAUUAAUUUUUAGGAUUUUGAGUGUUUCCAUAAUGGAACACAUAUGUUUGGAGAAUGUCUAGCUUAUAUCUAUAACUGUGUGCUUUUCAUGUUUUACAAUUAUUCUAUUAUUUUAAACUUUUAAAUUAAAUUUUUUUUUCAGUUUUACAUGAAUGUUAAAUAAUUUUGCUAAGUACAAAAAUGGUUUAAUUUAUAUACUUUUAAGUUACUAUAAUGUAUAAUUUCUUUUGUAUUGUUAAAUAAGUCUUUCUUGGCUUUUUUUAUGAGAAAAUCCAAUUUUUUUUUUUUUAAUUGCAGUUCAUAAUCUGCUGGAUUAGUUAAAUUCGAGAUAUAGUUAUUCAAAAAUACUUCUCUUGCUCUUUCAAGUAAAGAGCACUUUCUCUUUCCGUUUAUUUUCUCCAGCUUCAUAGCAUUCUUUUUUCUGUGAUCUCUUUUAAUGAAAUACAUUAGCUUUUGAAAUUCACUGAUGUAGAUUAGAGUGACCAGAUAUGGAUUGUGCAGGACAGUCCCAUGUUUCAGUGGGGUAUUUUGCUUCAGGAUAUGACCUGAAUUCUGUAAUUCUGGAAAUUAAUUCUGGAAUUAAUUCUGGAAUUUGUAAAUUAAUUCUGGAAUUUGUAAAUACAUUUGGCCUGAAUUUUGUUAGUAUUGCUCUAUACAAGUGUGAAGAAGUUUCUGUGGAAUCUGAAAUAUAUUCAGCAAUUUAACAAUCAAGCUUUCAAGGUACAAGUUUUAGAGAAAUCUGAAGAUAAACAAAAAUAGCUUGAAAAGAAUUUUUAAAUUUCUCCCAAUCUGUAUUUUUCUUAGAAAAUAGACAUUAAAUUUAAAUCAUAAAUAUUUUAAAUUAAGGCUUAAGAAAAUAGUGUGGAAUGUUAACAGAUGGAAGAAGUAGCUGUCAAGGGAAAAGAAUUUGCUGAAGAAGCAUUAUCUGGUUGCAGAUUGCCAAAGAAUAAAACUGAAAUUGAUUGAGAAUCAUUUUCCAGUAAUCUAGAAUAAUCGUUCUUUUUCAAAUCUGAAAUGUUAUAAUUGAGCUCCACUUUUUACUUUAUUAUUAAAAAUUACGGUAAACAGUAUAUAUUUUGAUAAUAAAUGUAGGCCCGCCAGCAUAAAAAUGUAACUAGAUGUAUUAGAUGAAAUAAUUUAAAUGGAGAUACAGAAAAGACUAUCCUGUAUGUAUUAGUAGAUAUGACUUAUUUGGGGAAGUUUUACACCAGGUUUAUAGCCAUAGUUCUAUGCAAAAUGAAGAGCUGAAGCAUCCUAAUGAUAUAAAAUUCAGUGUGCAUUUUAAAAACUUGUCUGAGUAGAUCAUGGAAGCCUGGAAAUGAAUUUUAUUGAAAAUAACCAAGAAGUGCUGUAAGAAAACUGAUUUCUUAGUCAUGGAUGUUUCUCAUUCUAAUUUUAACUGCCAAGAUGCUGAAAAUGCCAACAUCUUUGAAUCAGCAACAUGUGGCAGGAAGAUAGAUACAUUAAAUCAAUCAGGAUGUGCUGUAAGAAUAAGAAUCAUUAUUAUCUUGCCUUUCAGAAAUUUGCAAAUUUUUUGCAGCUUGAUUUUUACUAAUGAAAGGUAUCACAAGAGUGCUAAAAAUAUGCAUGGAAAUACUGUUCUGCUAAUGAAAAAUAAUUUAUUUCUUUUUCAGAAUGAAUAACAAGAAUUGAGUAAUUGUGAAAGUAGUUUGAGGAAGACCUUUGAAUUUAUUUCAACAGAGUGUAUUUGUUAAAAUACUUUUAAAAAUACUUAAUCUGUGAUUGCUUUAGUUGUUAAUAAAUAUGUAACUUGUGAAUAAAGCCCAAGCAAAAGAUUAUUUUUAACGAAAUUUAGGUUUUAAAUUUACCUACAGAAAUUUGUUUCCAGGCAUUAAAUUUAGGAAGUCUUUUUCCCAAGAAAAUACUGUUGCGUGCAUAUGCGUUUGUGAUAAAUUCAAAGGUCUUCCUCAAAUGCACAAGUCCAAUAAUAGGUUAAUAAUUUUUUUUAUCAAAAUAAAAACUCAAAUGUCUAGAAUUUCAUGGAGAAAUAUUUGUACAAGUGUUCACUGUAUCACACAGUAUAAUUAGUAAUUACACUUCAAACUACUAAGAAUAUUAAACACAUUGGAAUGCAAAAAAGCACAUCUAAAGAGAAAACUAACUCAGAUUUAUUUCAGCACACGGAACUACAAUUUUCAACAACAAUAACUAAGCAACUGGAACUCGGAUGCUCUCUGUCUGGGUUUUUAUACUUUUCAACUGGCCGUCGAGAUAUUUCUAGUACUUUCUGACUCUCGAAACUAUUGGAAAGCAAUAAGAGUGUGGGAUUAUGGUUACAGCUAGCAUAGAAGUCAAUUACAUUUAUUCAAUUUCAAUACAUAUUACGGUGAUACAGAGACCAUGCCCAAAUGGUCACCAAAUAUGAUGAUAAAAUAAGUUGCCAAAAACAUAAUCAGCUUGGUGAUAUCUUGCCAAAUUACUGAGAUACCUAUUUACUUAAUGUUAAAUGCACUUGCCCUUGUAUUCUUAAUUUUCCACCAUAUCGUUCUUUUAAAAUUUGUUUUGCGUUACAUUACUUGAAAAAAUGUAUGAUGAUUUCACUCAGAACUGCACUAAAAUCAUAUAUCUUUGUAGAAAAUUUGUAACAAUAUGUUUAGAAUCCAAUUUAAGAUGCUAUGAAAUGCUUCUGUUGCUUAUCUUGUAACAAACAGACUGAGAAACCUAAGCAUGUCACCCAUUAGAUUUAUUUAUAUAUAGUUUUUAUUAUAAUUAAUUAUUAACAAUAAUGCUAAACUUUAUUUUUUUAGAUAUACUUGAUAUUUAUUUCUAGUGUAGUAAAUUUCAUGCAGAGAGAUAAUUAUAAUUAAAUUUCAGUUUUUAAGUAUGAUCCUGUUAUUGCGUCUUAUGAUGUGUUUCAGCAUCUUGAAUUAUCUGAUCUUUAUUUUUAUAUUAUAAGUUUUCUGCUAAAUAUUCUUAAUUUGAGUUGUAACAAAGCUAUAAAUUGCAUCAACAAUUAUUGAGCAGUGGUAAAAAUUGGUGGCAUGUGAGACAUUUUACUUUCGUUGUCAGUCUCUUCAAAAUGGCUAUAAAAAUUUUUUUAAAUAAAUUAUUAGUGCUUUUAUUUCUAAUCUUAAAGCAUCGUUAUUACAAAAUACUUAUUUUUUAUACAGCAGUGGCCAUUAGCAAAGUUCCAUUCUUAAUGGAAUUCUUCAUUGAAUAACAACUCACUUUCUUGAGCAUACCUUGAAUAUAAUAAGCUGUAGUAUAGCAUAUUAAUUGCUCUGUGCAGGAGGCUCUAGUUGAUUAUGGUGUAAGUUUAUGUGAUGUAGAUAAGAUACAGUUUUGAAUCAAGAUUAUUUUGGAGCAUAUGGAUUUCAUAUUCAAAGGUUGCUUAGUUCUGAUUACUCUGUAUACUUCUUAAAUUCAUUUUCAAACUUUUAAUCAUGUUUUUACUUAUGUAUAUUGCUAUUUUUAGCUGAAUAUAAACCAUUUUCUUUAGAAAUUUUUUUAUGAACGCUUCUUUCUAAUUAGACAGAUUACCUUCACAUGUUCUUCCACAGUCAGUUGAACAUACACACAUACUUAGACGAAUUUGACAUUUCUUUGUUCUGUUACUAAAGUUCUUAUAUGUUCAUGAGGAAAAGUAUUAGCAUUUGAUUGUAGAAAACAGUUAUCACUUUAUUAUUUUUUCCUAAGCAUGCUCCAUAUUUGAUAACAGGCAUCUGAUGUUUCAAAUAUAAUUUGCUCUUAUAAAUUGCAAUGCGUAGUACUAUCAUCUGACAGAUUCCUUAACAUGUGAUCCAGAUGUAAGAUGUGAAUUUCUUUUUUGUAAAAGGAAGGUCAAAACAAAUUAGUGAAUAUAUUUAAUUUACGAAUAAAUUGCAAUAAAACAUCAUUUUCUUCAUUAUACUUUUAAAAACAAAAGGGGAAAACUGAAUUUUUGCUUAAUAGUACUUUUAAAGAAUAAUUAUAAAAACAUUAUGCAGUUAGUUAUGAUAUAAUGAUUCCUGUCAAUAUGUUAAAUAAGUGUAUAUAGUAUGUAUUUUUCAGACAGUGUAUAAAAUUGCUAAAUAGGUUUCACAGCUAUAAUUUGUGGAACUUUUGGAUAAAAAUAAUUAAUUUUUUCAUACUGUCUUGAAAUGUAUAAUUACUUAAUGGUACUAUUAAUUUUGAUUCAUAAAUUAUGCUGUGAAAUGAAAUAAUUGUUGUACAUAAAAAAAUAGGUUGUUAAUUGUUACUGUUGUAGUUCUGAAGACACCUUGUCUUGUUCAUGAAAUUUCUGAAAAUCAGCUGAUGUAAGUCAUUUCUUUUACAUCAUCAUAAAGGAAGAUAUAUUUUUGAAAAGAAAAGGAAAAAAAAAUAUCCCUCAUAGAAUUAAUAUAAUUUGUGUUAUGCGUACCAAUUUUGUAACUGGAUUUCUUGCUUUUUAUUUCUGUAUUUUGUAAAGGACAAAAUAAAAUUGAGUUAUUUUCAGUUUCAGUAAUAAACUCAAUUCAAAUAAAAUGCUUAGUGUAGUACUAUAAUUAAUACUCAUUUCAAAUUAAAUUUAAGUUUCAGUUAUUUUCUUUUUGAGGUCAUCAGUUUUACGUAAUGCUUGUUUAACACUUCAGUACAAUACUUAAUAUCAAUUAAAAAGCUGUUAAGUUUCAGUUAUUUUCUAUGGCCAUUUCUAUGUAAUGCUCAUUUUUGUGUGGCUACAGAUGUGAGGUUAGCACAUCAUGUUGCAUGCUGAGAAUAAAAUUCUUAGCAAAGCUGUGUGCUUCAGUUUUAUAUAUUGUAUAUCGCUAAAGAAGUAGACUAAAAGUAUGUGUGUGCACAUAUAUUUGUUAGCCAUUGAUUGACAUCUUAGUUGGAUUAUGGCACUUGUCAAUAAAUUCAUGAUAUUUUUAUAAAUGCAUAUUGAGAUUAUGUUAUUUGUAUAUGCUUAUGGAAGUCAUUAAAUCUGGAACUAUCAAUUGUAUAUUUUAAUAUGUUCCUGCUAUUCUUGCAUAGCAUUUAAGGCCAUUUGCUGAAGUAUGUAGCUUUAUUUCUCUUCUACUUAGUUCUUUGCCAUAUUUGUAAUGUUGGAAAAAACAAUAAAAUGAUUUAAACUUCAA